AUGAGUUUCCACAUCCGAUGUACCAUUUCUCAUCUAAAUCAGUAUCUUUCUCACACUCCUCAACUCUUUUCCAGGGAACCGCGCGAACGCACAUUUUUUGUAGUAAGGCACUACUCCAAACCCUCCAACAAGAUGGAUAUCGAUCUUCUGAACCCGCUCCCGGCUGAGGAGAAGAAGCUCCACAAGCUGAAGAAAUUGGUGCAGACCCCGAACUCCUUCUUCAUGGACGUGAAAUGCCCAGGUAUAAUAUACGGACAGAAUUAAUUGCUGACAUUUUCCUUUCCAUGCACCUCUUCUGGUUGUGAUUUCAGUUUAUUAUUUUCCACCGUCCUCCUGCAUGCUUUUGCUUUCGAUAUUAGGAUUUGGAUGCUCAUGCACGUUUCUAAAUUUCGUUUGCAUCCUCAGCCUCUCUUUCUGAAAUGUGGGUUUGUGUGUGGCUGUGCAAAUGCUUUGCUCUUUGUGGCAAUAAAGGUAGUAGUAAGGAGGAGGCUCGCGAGAGAGGAGAAGUUUUUUAAUUGCACAAAUCUAACCGUUUGACAAAAACUUAAACAACAGGUUGCCUCCAGAUCACCACCGUCUACAGCCACGCUCAGACCGUUGUGUUGUGCAACAACUGCAACGUGGUCUUGUGCAAGCCGACCGGGGGUUUGGCUCGCCUGUCCGAGGGCUGCUCCUUCCGCAAGAAAAACGACUAAGCUGGUCGUGGAGAGUCAGUUGAAUCUGCCAUGUCAAAAUCCUAGCACCGGGUCGUGGCAGGUGUGGUUUGACUACAACAAACCUCCUGCAAGAUUGACAUCAUAAAACUCACGGAGAUGUGCGGUUUAGUGGAUCGUCUCUUUUAGAAGUAGUGCCUUCGCGUUCAAAACC
Molecule: messenger RNA, 867 nt
Organism: Amoebophrya sp. A120
Lineage: Eukaryota; Dinophyceae; Syndiniales; Amoebophryaceae
Source: the annotation of a GenBank genome assembly